Messenger RNA from Seminavis robusta, 1500 nucleotides. The record is from the annotation of a GenBank genome assembly. Lineage: Eukaryota; Bacillariophyta; Bacillariophyceae; Naviculales; Naviculaceae.
CCGGAACUUCAAUCCAGGCUUCCGAGAAAAUGCAAGGAGGUCCUGACACCUCCACCACACUCAACACGAAGCCCUUGUUGAUGACACAAUCACCAUCUAUGGUAUUAGAGCACUCUGGCUGCUACAAGUAGUGUUUAAACUUGCCAUGGCCACAGCAUCCCAGUCUCAUCCCAACUCGGUCCUUCUGGAUUCUACUGUCAACGACGCAGCCGACGACUGCGUUUUGUGUCGUUUCUUGCCAUUUCUAAAAUCCAUUUUCCCGGGCCACAGGGAUGUCAUUCUAGAUCCACGUUCGGAAGUUUCCAGUAUAGCUGCUGGGAGAUCCCUUGACAGCAACCUCAACAGUGUCAGUAGCAACAGCAACAGUAACAGUAACAGCAACAUCAACAGUAACCACUACGGCGCCGUUGUCGUCCAAGAAGAGAGCUCCAACAUGGAUUUUGCCUCUGCCGAUUAUCGUGGCUUUAUCUUUGCCGUUCACCCUCAAUACGGAUACUUGUUGCUACACUGUACUCGCAAGAAGAAAAAGCCACCGCAUUUCCAGCUUAUCGGAGGACACGUGGAUCCGUUUGAAUUCGAAGAAGCCGCCAAAAGAUAUCCUACCAACAAACUGGAACAACUACAACUCGCCGGGAAAAUGGGAGCUGCCAGAGAAAUGUACGAAGAAACAGGGUUGGAUGUGAGAAAUGCUCUUCACAGACUUGAACCCACACGCUUAUAUCCUCAUCAACACAAGAAAAAGCUCAUGAAUGAAUUCAAGAGUCGAUUGUUUUAUACGCUCCAUUUGACCGAUCAAGACUUUUUGAGCGGAGAAAAUAUGUCCGUUUCCGAUGCUGCCUUUUUGCAGCGAGCCAUGGGAGCGAAUCCACCUCCAGUGCAGCUGAAGCUAUCCUUGGAACAUCAAGGGUUUGCCUUUGAAAAAGUUUCCGAUGUUGCCAGCACCUUGUUGCAGUACCAUUCUGGUGGCAAGUGCUCGGAGAGUUUGAAGAUGGCCACCGUUUUGCAAGAUCCACUGUGAAAGACUCGACUCUUCGUGUCCUGUAUGUAAUUCUUGCAGUCAUUAGGAUAUUAGCUAGAGUUAUCUGAUCGAAAGCCUUGCUUUCGCAGUCAUUCCAAUCGCUGCAGUACCACUCCCUUUGUAGUCGCCUUUGCCUUGUGAGAGACUGAAUACCGGUAGACUCGGAUGUCAUCCUCACAGUAUCAAGGGCGUGGGGCAAGGAAACGUCUCGUCUCGAGGACAUUAAACUGCUUCUGUCAACUGAUAUUGUUUCUGUCGGUAGUCACCUGAUACUGUUUUCUGUCGGUACAACUAAAGACCAAUCCAUUGCAUGUCAGAUCGUGAGUUCUUCCGGGGAAAAACUCUGAUUGCAUUACCGGUCAGAGAGAAAAAGAGAGAGAACAAAGAAGGUACAACCCAGUAGCCAGAAAGAAUUAGUAAUCGAUUAUUAAUGCACACACAUCAUUGCUGGAAGCAUUACUGCUAUUGAUCCUUUUUCGAGU